Candoia aspera is the source of this 2063-nucleotide messenger RNA. RefSeq names its product HIC ZBTB transcriptional repressor 2 (gene HIC2). Gene Ontology annotation, molecular function: protein binding; DNA-binding transcription factor activity, RNA polymerase II-specific. The transcript is spliced from 3 exons. The record is from RefSeq and is a predicted model, not a curated record. Lineage: Eukaryota; Metazoa; Chordata; Lepidosauria; Squamata; Candoiidae. Gene Ontology annotation, biological process: regulation of transcription by RNA polymerase II. Gene Ontology annotation, cellular component: nucleus. The coding region runs from base 218 to 1942 and encodes 574 amino acids.
CUCUUUCUUUUCCUUCCAUAGGUAAUGUUACACGUUGCCCCAGGGCGAAUUCCCCUGUUGGUAGCUGAGUGAUCCCCGCUGGUUCUCCAUUCAGCGUGCCUGUUGUGUGUUCAAUGGAACGGCAUGGGGACCGUCGAGGGUGUGGAAUGGAGUUAUCUUUAGCCCAGUGUACCUGCCAUGGUGAUCAGGUGAACAGGAAAGGGAAGACAAGGUGGAGAUGGAACUGCCAAAUCAUGCCAAACAAUUGCUGCUACAGCUUAACCAGCAACGAGCCAAAGGUUUCCUUUGUGAUGUGAUCAUUGUUGUCGAAAAUGCCCUCUUCCGUGCCCACAAGAACAUCCUGGCAGCCAGCAGCAUGUACUUCAAGUCCCUCAUCUUGCAUGACAACCUGAUCAACUUAGAUACUGACAUGGUCAACCCUACCGUGUUCCGGCAAAUCUUGGACUUCAUUUAUACUGGUAAGCUCUUAAUGACUGACCAGCCUGGUGAACAGAACUUCAAUGCGCUCCUCACCGCCGCAAGCUACCUCCAGCUUCCUGACUUGGCGGCCCUUUGCAGGAAGAAGCUCAAACGCAAUGGGAGGUCAUUCGCCGGGCGGGCAGGCGGGGCCUCCAGCGUUGGGAGGCCACCUCGGAGUCAGAGGCUUGCCACGGCUUCCGUCAUUACUCGUUAUUCAGGGUCAGCUGAAGGGAUGAAGGGCUCUCAGUCCAAGGAGAUGCCAAAGGGGAAAGUCUCAGAUGAUGAGGUCUUUAUCAGCAGUUCCAGCCAAGAGAAUUCUCACCCCUUGAGCAGGGGCCUCGGCAAAAACAGUGGCGAUGGCAGCAACAGCACCAACGGGAGCUGUGGGGACCAGGAACUUGGGCUUGACCUGUCCAAAAAGAGCCCCUCCCUGCCAGCUGUAGCGCCCCAGGACGACGCCCCCCACGGUGAAAGUCAGCGGGGCUCCCCCCGACCCGCCUCGGCCCCCACCGCCAACAGUGCCUCAUUGUUUGAAGAGUCCACCGCUGGAGCCCCUCCCAGCCUCAUAGACAACUGUGAGCCCAUGGAAAUGGACUUGAGUGAAGACCGCCAGGCUCUCCCUGAAGGCAGCCAGCGGAAGAGCUUGCGCCACUCCUCGCGCAAGAAGGAGUGGGCCAAGAAGGAUUGCGCCUUUGACCGGAAGGAGGGCGUGGGCAAAGGCGGCGAGGAGGGCGAGGGGCUGCCCAACGGCAUCCUGAUGGGCCCCUUGUGCAAGUCGGCGGAGCACGGCCUGGGCUUGGGCCCCUACGGGCCGGAGCUGCCGUUGCACGCCUGCAAGGAGGACGUGGAGAACGGCAAGGAGAACAGCGACGACAGCGGGCAGAGCGAGAGCGAGAACGGCGGGCACAGCAGCGCCAACUAUAUCUACCGGCAGGAGGGCUACGAACCGGUGGCCUUUGGGGACAACUUAUACGUCUGCAUCCCGUGCGGGAAGGGUUUUCCCAGCUCCGAACAGCUCAACGCCCACGUGGAGAAACACACCGAAGAGGAGCUGUACAUUAAGGAGGAAGGGGCCUUUGAUGAUAAAGAGGAGGAGGCCGAGGACCUCUCCAACCCCAGCCAGCCCUACGCCUCAGAAUCCCGGCCGUUCAAGUGCUCGGUGUGCGAGAAGAGCUACAAAGACCCAGCGACCCUCCGGCAGCACGAGAAGACUCACUGGCUGACGCGGCCGUUCCCUUGCAACAUCUGCGGCAAGAUGUUCACUCAGCGGGGCACCAUGACUCGGCACAUGCGCAGCCACUUGGGCCUCAAGCCCUUUGCCUGCGAGGAGUGUGGGAUGCGCUUCACCCGGCAGUACCGACUGACCGAGCACAUGCGCGUCCACUCAGGGGAAAAGCCCUACGAAUGUCAACUGUGUGGCGGGAAGUUUACCCAGCAACGCAACCUCAUCAGCCACUUGCGAAUGCAUACCUCUCCUACAUAAAGCCAAAGUCUCUCCAGUGAGCUCUGAGCCCCCACCCACCACAAAUAUCCCUUAGACUUGCUGCUUUAAAAACAGACUCUACGGAAAGGGACAUUCUGUUCCCUCUUCAGUCAUGGAAGGU